Molecule: messenger RNA, 4711 nt
Organism: Volvox carteri f. nagariensis
Lineage: Eukaryota; Viridiplantae; Chlorophyta; Chlorophyceae; Chlamydomonadales; Volvocaceae
Exons: 24
Coding region: 218-4711 (1497 amino acids)
Cellular component (GO): membrane
Molecular function (GO): nucleotide binding; P-type transmembrane transporter activity
Source: RefSeq, a predicted model, not a curated record
CUUAAAUUCCGUAUUUGUGUUUUUCGUAAAAUUUAGAUGAUCGGUGUGGACCUAAAUGCAGAGCUCACCUUGAGUCUAGCGUCGGGCGCUUCCUAAGUAGCUGAUUGUGUCAUUCUUUUAUAUAUGCUAACAUGGAAUAAAGCCGGUAGUAUAGUUGAAGCACGACUAAGUGAGUUGCGAGCAUCGAUCAGAUAUUCACAUCUUCAAAAACUCUGAGAUGGAUCUGGAGCGUGAUAAGCAGACUCCGGCUGUGCAGAACAUAGUGCCUUUUGAAGUAGAAGGCGGAGUUGCCAAGGGCGUAGGUCAGCCGCAGCAAGAGCUGCAGCAACCCCAGCCACCGAAGCGGCAGGCGGGACGUAAGGGGAAAUUACUGGAUGUUUUUACGUAUGAACAUGACAAGGAUAUCGCAAGCUUCGAGGGGUUCAGGUCGCCAUGGUGGAAAAAGCUGCUUUACUAUCUGGUCGGCGUCCUCACAGCUGGGUUUUCGUUUCUGCUCUGCAAAUGGUCUCCGCGGCUGCACAUCUUUCUGAGCCUGUCUCCCUGCGCUCUCAAGGAUGCACAAUACGUCCGUGUUCGGCUUGUGGACGGGCGUGCAGACCUGGAGCGUGCUCAGGACGUGGCCAUGUCGGAGCCGCAGUAUGACAGCCAUCCCACGCUGACGGCUGACGAGGAGAGCGGCAGGGGAGGGCUGCUGCUGCAAUGGAAGGUUCAGAAGAUGCACAAGCUGAUGGAGCACCGCUGCACGCGGUACUUCUACACUGACGGCAGCCCCACCGGUGGCGGGCUGUCAGGACCCACCUUCACGGCGGUGCCGGCGGUGCCCAAGGGCUUUAAUGAGCAGCUGCGGGCGGCCGCGCAGACGCUGGCGACUACUGGGUCUGCGGCGACGGCGGAGCUGGAGCAGGAAUGGGACCUCGGAGAGAGGCAGCUCAGGUACGGCAAGAAUGAAAUGGCAAUUCCAGUGAAGAGCAUCCCCAUGCUUGUGUUUCACGAGAUGUGGCAUCCCUUCUACGUCUUUCAGUACUUUUCAAUCCUGAUCUGGGUCGUCGGGGACAAUUACUACUCGUACGCGGUGUGCAUCUUCGUGAUCACCUGGUUCUCCAUCAUUUCGGCGGCAGUGGAGGCGCACAACAACAUGAAGCGGCUCGCGGAAAUUGCGCACUUUGAAUGCGAGGUUGACGUGAUCCGGUCGGGUCAGGUGGUCCGCCUGCCCUCUAGCUGCUUGGUGCCCGGGGACUUGGUGGUGGUGGGGCCGGGCACUCUGCCGUGCGACAUGGUGCUGCUGCGGGGCGAGUGCAUCGUGGAUGAAAAUAUGCUCACGGGCGAAUCGGUGCCCGUGCGCAAGGUGUCGUACAGCCCCGUCGCCGACGGACUUUCCUACGAGCCCGAGAAGUGCCCUGCUUGCACUCUAUUUGGCGGCACUGUGGUGGCACAGGCGCGAGCUCCUCGGCAUCAGAAGGCCGUGGCCAUGGUGUGUCGUACACGGUUCUACUCGGCCAAGGGCCAGCUACUGCGAUCCAUCCUGUUCCCUCGCGAGCACGAGGAGUCGUUCAUCUCCGACUCGCUCAAGUUCAUUUGCGGCAUGCUGACGCUCUGUCUGGCGCUGUACAUCUGGGCGGCGGUCGUAUUGGCUCACAUGGGCGCCUCGCCGGACCGCAUCGUGGUGCGUUUCUUCGAUAUGAUCACCAUUGCGGUGCCUCCUGCGCUGCCCGCUUGCCUCACCAUCGCCACCGUCCUCUCCAUCGGCCGUCUGCGCAAGAAGGGCAUCUACGUGACCAGUCCCGACCGCAUCACGCUGGCAGGGCAGCUGGACGUCAUCUGCUUUGACAAGACGGGCACCCUGACGGAGCAGGGUCUAGAUUUGCAGGGCAUCGUUCCCAUUGUGGAGGGUCGGCUGCACGCUAUGGUUCAGAGCGUGUCGUUGUUACCGCUCCAGCUGGUGGAGCUGCUGGCCAGCUGCCACGGCCUGGCGAGGAUGGGGGAGGCGCUGGUGGGGGAUCCGCUGGACCAGAAACUGUUUCUGGCGACGCACUGGGACCUCGUGGACGACCGACCCUCUGCGGAUGUAGCGCUUGACAGCGAGAAUCGCAUCAGCGGAGGUGGCGCCGCAGCGGAACGCGUCGAUGACGGUGUGGACGGCGCCGUCGGGCAGGAGGGUGAUGGCGGCGCUGCCGCCAGGGCUGCGGUGGAUGCAGCGGAGGCCACCGGCACGUCUGACGGCGUACACACGUAUGUACGACCACCUGGUGCCGCCUUGGCCUACGCCAUCGUGAAGCGCUUUGAGUUCUCGGCCGCGUUGCAACGGAACCUUGUGGUUGUCCGCGCCCCGGACGGCUCUGUAGCCGUGUUCGCCAAGGGCUCUCCCGAGGCGAUACGCUCUCUGGUGGACCCCGUCUCCGUGCCACCCGAUUUUGAUGUGCUGUUGGGGGAGCUGACGCGGGAGGGGCUGCGCGUGCUGGCGCUGGCCGUGGGUGACGCCAGCGGCGUGCCGGCGGCGCAGCUGCUUGGGUGGACGCAGGCGGAGACAGAGGCCGGGGUGGGGCUACGGAUGGUGGGACUGGCGGUGAUGGCCAAUCCGCUGCGGGAGGACACGUCGGAUGUUAUUGGGCAACUGCAACAUGCGUCGAUUCGAACCGUGAUGGUGACGGGGGACCACCUGCGUACCGCCGUGUCCGUAGCCCACAAAUGCGCCAUCCUACCCAACCAUCGACCCAUCCUUUUGGUCGACGCGGCUGACGCCAUAAUGGCUCCGCAACCACCUCCGUCCCAACCGUUACCACGAGGAGCACAACGGACAGAUACGACACCAACGGCAGCAACUGCUGUACCCACUGCAGCGGCAGCUACAGGGACUUUGCUAUCCCCUGCGGCUAUGGAAGCAAAGACAGGGACGGGGCCAGCGGCGCCGCUGGAUAUCCGCCGUACAUGGACGCCGGCUCCGUACGGCGGUAACCCGACGGGCCCAGGCCCUGCAGGCGAGCCCACGCCGCUGGGCGACCCGUCGGUUGCGACGGGUGGGAGCUGGGGUGCCGCCAUGUUGGCGGAGGGGGACGUACGGCAGGUGACCCCGGCAUCGCCGUCGGCGGCUGACGAGCUGACGAGUAGCGCUGGAGCGUCUCCACAGUGUAUACAGCUGGACGUCGAUAAGCAGGCCGAUACGUUGGCCACGGACUCUGGCAAGACGGAUGCUCACCAACAUGCCAAUGGGCACCAUCAUCGGCCUGCGCAAACGCCGCCAGCGGAUGGCGCUGUGGCGAAGGCGGUCCUACGCCUCAGCGUAUUGGACGUUGACGGCAACGUCACGGAGACGGCCACCGUUGGCAGCGGCGGCAGCAGCUGUACGGCGAUGGUUUCUGAGCUCAUGGCACGGCUGGUGACAGGCGAAUUGGAGUGCGCGGUGACGGGCAAAGGAUUUAAUUGUUUGCUGGCGGCGCCGCAGGCUCAACCGCACCAGGGAGCCGUUCCGCUGCUACUGCCGGUGCUGCAACACGCGGCGGUGUUUGCACGCAUGUCCCCCGACAACAAGCGGGAUCUAAUGCUGUUGCUGGGCAACGGCAUCGACGGCGCGCCGGAGGGCUGUCCGCAUCUGAGUCUCCGAGCGGGCUUUUGUGGCGACGGCGCCAAUGACUGCGGGGCGCUGAAGGCCGCCCAUGUGGGCGUGUCGCUGUGCGAGGCGGAGGCCUCCGUGGCCGCCCCCAUGACCAGCAAGGCACAAACCAUCGCCAGCAUGAUCACGGUAGUGGCGGAGGGUCGCUGUACCUUAAUGGCCACCUACCAGAUCUUCCAGUUCAUUAUUGUGUACGCGCUAGUGCAGGCUUUCGAGACCAACCUGAUGUACACUUAUGCCCUCAAUCUGGGAGAUUACCAGUACCUGAUUGAGGACCUGUUCUUCACAACUGUGUUGGCUGCGCUCAUGGGGAUGACGGCGCCCAGGAGCAAGUUGUCCCGGCGGCGGCCUCUGCAGCGCGUGAUGUCCCUGCCGCUGAUGCUGAGCACGGUGGCGCAAUGCGGUGUGGUGGUGCUGUUCCAGUUGGCCAGUCUGUGGAUGCUGCAAGCCCGGCCGGGAUACAUCGCCUUCAAGGGCGGGCCGGACCUCCAUGACACCGUGGCCCCAGAGAACACGGUCACCUACAUUGUGGCGCUGGCCCAGUUUGUGGUGACCGCGCUGGUGUUCAACAAGGGGAUGCCGCACCGCAGCCCCAUCUGGACGAACUACUGGCUGGUGGCGGCGCUCCUAGCGCAGACCGCCUUUGUCUUGUACACGCUGUUCGUGGCAGACAAGUUCAACCGGGACGUGCAGGACAUGGUGGACAUGAACGGAGUUGUGAACAUGGCGUUUAGGUGGGAGCUAUUUGGCCUGUUGGUGGGAAUGGGAGCUGUCGCCUUCGCCGCCGAGUACACAUGCAUGGGGCUGAACAAGCUCAUGGACUGGCUGCUGUUGUCUCGUCUCAAGAUUGGUACUGCUCAGGGGAUAGGUACUGCUGAUCUUGGCACUGUUACCGCUAUUGUAGCACCUUGUCUGGUCGUGGCUGAGUAUUGCCGCCUGCAGCGCUACUCGCAUUAUCGUCCCCGACGGCCGAAUGACAUCUUGGGCUUUGUGCACGUGUUGGCUGUGCAUGCGUUAGUUCAUCUGAGGGGUGUUGUGGUGAAGCAUAUUGGCGUGCGACAGGUGGCCCCUGUGGCGGAGUGGGCAGCGCCUUGGAAACUUUAG